Molecule: messenger RNA, 3010 nt
Organism: Magallana angulata
Lineage: Eukaryota; Metazoa; Mollusca; Bivalvia; Ostreida; Ostreidae
Exons: 4
Coding region: 113-2560 (815 amino acids)
Cellular component (GO): extracellular region
Molecular function (GO): chitin binding
Source: RefSeq, a predicted model, not a curated record
GAUAUGCAUUUCGUAAGAGGCUGUCGAUUGUGUUAACGGCAAUCAUUUGGCAAAGGAGCCCGGAACAUUCGGACGUACAGUGUGCUCUCAGCACAGGUUCCAACGCUUAGCAAUGAUUCGUUUCGGAUUUCUAGCCCUAUUGUUUUCGGUAUGUCUGGAUUGUGUGUCUUCCCAGAAGCCCUGUGACGGAGUUCUGGGACAGCAGUUCCGGCCUGACCCCGCAGACUGUCGGGUGUACUACCUGUGUGGACAGGGCAAGGACUGGAGACUACAGUGCGGACCCAACACAGUCUGGAGCCAGGAAAUCGGCGCAUGCGUGCCGGUUGGAAGUCCGGAAGAUACUUGCACACAAAAUAACAAGGACCCACUUCCUUAUACAGCCCCAAAGGGGGACCCCGCGGCCAGAUCCCCUGGGUCAAGACAUUACUCACCCUUCAGUGAGUCCACCUGGCGGCCAAAAUGCACCCCAGGCUCCACCAAGAGGUUUCCUCACCCCAACCGCUGUGCCCAGUACUACGACUGUGGGGGUGAUCCCAAGGAGGACUGGUGGGGCAAGCACCUGAGGGAGUGUCCCUACCCCACCGUCUACGACACCACCACCGGAAGCUGUGAAUAUUACACGACUGUCAACUGUGGUCAAAGAAAAAUGCCACUUGAUCCUUGCGAUUACCUGGCGCAUUCUUGCAGAAACGCUCACUGCUCCCCCUGUCACAUCCGGUAUGCUACAUGUUCAGGACUUCCGGACGGAAUCAACGUUUGGAGGGGACGAGAGAAGACGCCAUUUUACGUCGUUUGCCAAGCACAACGAGUAGCCUUCCAUGGACGUUGCAUAAACCCAGAGCCUGGUAAAAGACAAAUAUACGACGGUGAAUAUCAUACAUGUGGUCGUCCUGUUGACUUUGAAAUGGGAAUGGUUCAUCAUAUGCAUAGAGGAGAAAUAGGCAAAAGUCAGAUUGUGAAACAAAUAAACCACGCAAAAAGAGUAGGAAAAGCCGAAAAGCGGCCGAAGGCAUCAAUGGGAAAAAAUAACCCGGCUCAACAGAGUGGUAAUCAGCAAAAAGCGCAACAAGCAAGUAAACCACAUAUCAACCAGCCAAAAGCCAAUCAAGCCUCACCACAAAAUACAAACAAUAACAAUCAACCACCACAAAACAAACCAAACACACCACAACCACAUGUCAACCAACCUAACAACAACCAGCAGCAACAAACUCCGUCGUCUUCCUCUAACAAUGCAGCCAAUAACCAGAACAGCCAGCAUUCCCCUCACGUCAACCAACCAAAAACUGCUGCUCCUCAAAGCAAUACGCAAACACCGCCAGGACCGGCUAAUCAACAAACAAAGGCACCAGUUCCAAGCACCCCUCACGCAAACCAGCCCUCUGCGCAUGCAAACCAACCAGCUGCACAAGCAAAUCAGCCUCCUGUUCAAGCAAAUCAACCUCCUGCUCAUGUAAAUCAACCUCCUGCUCAUGCAAAUCAACCUCCUGCUCAUGUAAACCAACCUUCUGCUCAAGCUAACAAACCUCCCGCUCAUGCAAAUCAGCCUCAGUCUCAUGCUCACGCUCAGCAACCUCCAAGUCAGCAAAACAAUUACCAACCUCCUCAACAGCAACAAUAUGGACCUCCAGCACAAGGCCCACCCCCAAACUACGGACCUCCAAACAAUCAGCCGAGAGCUCCGCAAUCUCAUCCCAAUGUUGCCCCACAACCUCACGUUAACAAACCACACACACCGGUACAACAUCAACGAACACCCUAUGCUCAACCACAUAGUCAACCUCAGGCACAGAAACCAAAUUCCCUCCAGUCAUUCAUUGGAGAGAUACAGAGCAAAGGAAGGUAUCAACAACCACACCCGAAUCGGCCAGUUCAGUAUCCAAAUCAACCUCAAUCGAAUACAAACGCACCUUUGCAAGUCGUUAGAGCCAAACCGGGUAAACGUCCACCUUUGCCUUACAUGAAUUCAGUUCCUUCAGUUCCACGCGUUCCAUCCGUGCCAUCAGUUCCACAAUCUCAGCCAAGGAACCCAAUACCAAGACAACACCACAUUCAACAACAACCACCACCAUAUUCACAUCCCAACCAACAGAGACAGCCGUCUUAUCCCCAUGUACCCCAACCUCUCCCCCCUGUACAACAAAGACCGCCGGCGCCAGUUGUAGCGGGACCUGUCCACAACGGACCAAGUCCCGCCCACCACCCAAAUAUGCCACAAACCAUACAGAGGCCGAACACACAACCAUCAUAUCCUCAACAACCAUACGCCAUACCAAACCGACAGCACGUCGCUCCACAGCCAGCGCCGCAACAAAGAAUGUAUCCUCAGCCAGUUCCAAGAGCGCCUAGUCAUGGUCCUCAGCCAAUUCAGCCCCGCCCAGUUGGACCUUAUCCCCAACCGCAAUUAUACAACGAGCCCGCCACCAUUAGACAAUCAAUAUCUCCAAAACAGAAUGUAAACAAUAUUUCGCAAAAAAGAUAUCCUGUCCCCACAACCCAGAAUAAGAAAAGACGAGAGCCCCCAAGAAGCUUACCACUUCGAAGGCAGACCGGUAAAUAAGGCGUGAAAAAAUAAACAGAAAGUGUAUGUGUGUGACUUGAUGACUGAACAGUGUGAUUUGGGGGAAAAGGAAAAACAGUAGUCAAAGAGAACAGAAGUUUGAUGCAUACAAUGUGAUUGAAUAAUGAGAUAUCAUUUUUGUUUUCGUGUUUUAUUUGUCUUUCUGUUAACUAGAGACACCAGUAUUAUUAUUAUAUUUAUUACUUUUUUUCAAUUGUUGACCAUAAAAUGAUUGACUUGUUAAUUGGAAAGUGUGUAUAGUUAUUGAUUUUCUAAAUUAACGAUGUCCUUUUCGGAGAGAUCAGUGUUCGUCUGUUGAAAUGUCCAUUUCGAGAGAUUGAUGAUAAAAGGUUGGCUCAUACAGACCUGACAAAGUUCUAAACCCCUUGGCAUAAAGACUUCCGAGCCAAGUACCUACAUGUACGGCGCAAUGGAUGGGAAACACCGAGA